GAGCGUUUACUGGCCGACAACAUAAAUAAUGUUAUAUAUAGUUUAUAAAGAGGCGGUAGUCGGGAAGAAUAACUUCCUCCUUCACUACUGUGAAAACGUUGAGGAAUCAGAGAUCAGAGUUGAUUGGAACUAUAAAUACAUCAGUGUAUCGAUAAGAGCAAUUCUAGGAACCAUGGGAGCCAGAUUUAACCUGCUGAAAUUUACCUGUGUGGUGACACUGGUGGAUCUCCUCAUAACAGGUAUACAUUCCACCAUUUGCACUGACAGGGCGGCUCUAGAUGGAUUCACAAACGUGUUGCCGAUGUGUAGGAGUGGGACUUUAACUGCUGGCCGUGUGUUGGUGGAUACUUACGACACAGGAGGGUUAGGACACAUCAGUUGUCAGUGUUCAGUUAGACUGACUGUGACACAUACAGUUCCCGUCCACUUCGACGUCAGUGCUUAUCCUGAUACAGCGCCGGUGUCUGAUUGUAGAAGUAAACUAAGAUUUACCAGGCUUCGUUUUAAUACAUUUGCAGAAUAUAUAUGUCAGCAAAUUAGUGGGGACGUCAUCAACAACUUUACAAUCAACGAGGUUUACAAUAUUAUGUUAACCAGAUCAGAUGACAACAUCCCAUGGCAGUCUGGGUACUGUAUCUUCUUUAAAACGGAUGUGGAUAUAAAUGUUACAUGUGAAGCGCCUUCUCCAGGGUUAAGAACAACAAAGGCGGCGGCGACGACGACGACGACAACAACAACAGCCCAACCAUUAAAAACUACAUCAACACCACCAACAGUAUCACCAGCAUUACCUCCAGCUGAUGUCAUAUGUGGGUGUUGUAAAUGCAAUGAUCCCGCUUUCCCAUUAGCCGCCGUGAUUGUGCCCAUAGUGGUAUCCGUACUGGUGGUGGCUUUGGGUACGGCAGUAAAUAUAAUUCUGUAUAGACGGCUGUCUGUGCCACUACAAAAUUUGGACGGUGUUCCGAUUUUCCACACCAGGAAAAGGAGCAGUGUUGACAGCGGGUACAAUCCUUACACGUCCCACUGUCACAAUUUUGACAUGACGUUCCGGGGAGAUAACCCUCGUCGCAUUGCAAUAGUGUAUCUUGUGUACAUUCAAAGUCGAAAAAGACGAACUUUGAAAUAA
Messenger RNA from Pecten maximus, 1126 nucleotides. RefSeq lists its product as uncharacterized. The coding region runs from base 29 to 1126 and encodes 365 amino acids. The record is from RefSeq and is a predicted model, not a curated record. The transcript is spliced from 7 exons. NCBI's taxonomy places the organism in Eukaryota, Metazoa, Mollusca, Bivalvia, Pectinida, Pectinidae.